Melospiza melodia melodia is the source of this 2009-nucleotide messenger RNA. It is a transcript of the gene POLG2, whose product is annotated as DNA polymerase gamma 2, accessory subunit. Bases 1 to 1419 code for a protein of 472 amino acids. The record is from RefSeq and is a predicted model, not a curated record. Lineage: Eukaryota; Metazoa; Chordata; Aves; Passeriformes; Passerellidae. Gene Ontology annotation, biological process: mitochondrial DNA replication. Gene Ontology annotation, cellular component: cytoplasm; mitochondrion. The transcript has 8 exons.
AUGGCGCUGGGCUCUCGCCAAGGCUGCCGCUGGUGCGGCCGCGCCGCCCUGGGACAGCCGAGGCGGCGGCGAGUCCCGGAGCCGGCUGGGUGCUCGGCGCGGCCGUACUCGGAGGGCGGCGGUGCUUCCGAGGCGGCGGGUGGGGCGGAGCUGCUGGAGGUGUGCUGGCGGCGGCUUUUCCUACGGGGCGGCUCGGGGCCGCUGCCCUGGAGCGCUUACCUGAGCGGCCGCCACCCCGGCUUCGGGCCGCUGGGCGCGGCGCUGCGCGCUAACCUGGCGGCGCAGUGGUGGGACUCGGCGCUGCCCGUGCGGGAGCAGGUGUUCCCCGUGGAUGCCCCGCUCCACGGCCCGCCCGGCGCUCUGCGGGACGCGCAAGGGCUGCGGCUGCUGCACCCGGAGACGCUGCGCGAAGCCCUCCAGGGCUGUGGGCAGAGCCCUGGCGGCCCGGGCCUGGAUGAAGUCCUGGGGGCCGCGGGGCUGCUGCGGGAGAGCCUCCUGCCCGGUGUUCUGGCACAAUAUGUCAGCUGCUUAGAGCUGGUGAACAAAAGACUGCCCUGUGGCCUUGCUCAGAUUGGAGUGUGCUUUCAUUCUGUUCCAGAAAGUGAACUUUCUGUUUCAGGAAAUGAACAACACAACAAAAACCUGACAAGAAUAGGCGAGAGGACCACGUCUCUGCUUGCCUGGUUUAGUUCUCCUAGAACUGCAGGACAGUGGCUCGAUUACUGGCUACGCCAGAGGCUCCAGUGGUGGAGAAAGUUUGCUGUCGGCCCCUCUAACUUCAGCAGCAGUGACUUUCAGGAUGAAGAAGGCAGAAGAGGAUUUAAGUUACAUUAUAGCUUUCCCUGGGGGACAGAAACAAUAGAAACGUUGAAGAACCUUGGUGAUACUGAACUGUUACAGCUGUAUCCAGGAGAGAGAUCGAAAUUACUUGGCCGAGAUGGAAGGAGGAAUGUCAUCCCUCAUGUUCUGUGUGUGAAUGGGAAUCUGGACCGAGGAGUGUUAGCUUAUCUCUUUGAUUCUCUACAGGUGGUUGAGAAUCCAUUAACAGCAAAGAAAAAUUCUCAGAGAAAGGUACUUAAGCUUCAUCCUUGCUUAGCACCCCUUAAAGUGGCCUUGGAUGUAGGAAAAGGUCCAACAACAGAGCUGAGGCAGGUUUGUCAAGGAUUGUUCAAUGAGCUGACAGAAAAUGGAAUUUCUGUAUGGCCAGGUUAUCUGGAAACUGUGCACGUGUCUCUGGAACAUCUUUAUACAAAGUAUGAUGAGAUGAGUAUUCCCUUCAUGGUCUUGAUAAGUGAUGGCACUCUAGAGAAUGGAGUGGUCCAGCUGAGAAGCAGAGACACCACCAUGAAGGAAAUGAUGCACAUUUCCAGGCUGAAGGACUUUCUAACUAAGUACGUUACAUCAGCCAAAAAUGUGUAAACUCAAACUUGUUGAAUAGAAGGAUUUUCUUGGACAUCUUUGCCUGAAUUGGUUUCAGCAUUGUCAUGGACUCAGUGGUUUCUCUGCAAACAGUUCUGUGAAAACUUGGUGGUGCAUCUGUUUCCUUUCACAUUUGGGUCUUCCAGGUUGCCUUGGAAAAAGGGAAGAGAAAAACUUGUCCCUUGUUAGCAAGACUGACCAUAUUCUUGUUCAUGUCUUUGGUUUUAAUAUCAUGACAGUGCUCCAUCCUAAAUUAAAAAUUCAGCUUUCCUCAAAUUUCAAAAUUGUGAUCUUUGCUGGAAAAUGGUAUUUUAUAUUAAAGACUUCCAAAUCUUAAAUAUUUUAAUAACAUCAGUAUCUUCUCUCUGUAUUUUGUUCUUUUAUAAUUUUUAUGUUGGGUGUCAGCAAAGUCUCCCAGUGCUGCCUGGACCACCACCAAUGUUUGAUGGAAUGGCAGGAAAAGAUUUAUUAUUAACAGCUAUCUUUGUACUGUUUGUAGGAAUGUGUCACAUGGCUUCAGUUCUUAAACAUGUAAGCUACUUCAUCUUGCACUUGAUAAACAUAAAAAAAUCAGAAAUAUAUUACCAAGA